Messenger RNA from Talaromyces atroroseus, 1293 nucleotides. RefSeq names its product putative 3-oxoacyl-(acyl-carrier proteun) synthase. The transcript has 8 exons. The record is from RefSeq and is a predicted model, not a curated record. Gene Ontology annotation, molecular function: 3-oxoacyl-[acyl-carrier-protein] synthase activity. Gene Ontology annotation, biological process: fatty acid biosynthetic process. NCBI's taxonomy places the organism in Eukaryota, Fungi, Ascomycota, Eurotiomycetes, Eurotiales, Trichocomaceae. Bases 1 to 1293 code for a protein of 430 amino acids.
AUGCGGAGGGUGGUCGUGACUGGACUGGGAGCCGUGACGCCGCUUGGUGUUGGCAUCCGUCGCACCUGGUCUCGUCUACUAGACGGCCACUGCGGCAUCGUCAAUGUGGCAGACCGCCAUCCGCGGUUCGCUGAGAUUCCCUCUCAGAUUGCCGCCGUUGUGCCACCGGGCACUCGCAAGGAUGGCGGAUGGAAGGCGUCGGAAUGGCUGACGCGAGAUGAAGAGCGGAAAAUGGCCCGAUUUGCGCAGCUCGCCAUGGCUGCAACCGAGGAAGCUCUCGACGAUGCUGCUUGGCGGCCUACAAGUACUGAGCAGCUUGAAGCAACGGGGGUUUGCUUAGGGUCCGGCAUAGGCAAUUUUGACGAGGUCUAUGGUACUGUCGUGGCUUUUGAGCAGAAUGGAUAUAAAAAAAUCUCGCCUCUGUUUGUCCCAAAGUUGCUGAUUAAUUUAGGGGCAGGACACAUUUCCAUGAAGUAUGGGUUUAUGGGCCCCAAUCAUGCUGUAACUACUGCAUGUACUACCGGUGCACACUCGAUUGGAGACGCUGCCCGUUUCAUUGCCUUUGGCGAUGCAGAUGUCAUGGUCACCGGUGGCGCCGAGUCUUGCAUCCAUCCUUUGGCACUAGGAGGCUUUGCGCGAGCGAGAAGCCUUUCGACGGGCUUCAAUGAUAACCCGACCAAGGCAUCGCGGCCGUUCGAUGCGGACCGGCAGGGGUUCGUCGUUGGCGAAGGCGCUGCUGUACUGGUUCUUGAAGAACUCGAGCAUGCCAAAGCACGAGGUGCCCAUAUAUACGCCGAGUUCAUAGGGUACGGCACAUCAGGCGACGCAUUCCAUUUAACAGCACCAAAGGAGAACGGCGCAGGCGCUCUGAAAGCCAUGCGCAAGGCGCUCAUGCACGCUAAAAUUCCACCAGCAGCCAUCGACUACAUCAAUGCCCAUGCUACGUCUACAGUAGUUGGCGACGCUGCUGAAAACGCUGCCAUCAAGGCUCUGCUACUUCAUGGUGCCGAUGGCGAGAGCAAACAGAAACCUGCCGACAUCAAUGUCAGCAGUACCAAGGGUGCUAUCGGGCAUUUACUAGGCGCCGCUGGAGCUAUUGAGGCUAUCUUCUCCGUGUUGGCGAUACAUGAGAACAUUAUGCCGCCCACCAUCAACUUGGAGAAUAGAACGCCCGACUUCAACUGCAACUACGCUGCCAAUUCGGCACAGGAACGGAAAAUCGAUACUGUCCUGACGAACAGCUUUGGCUUUGGAGGGACUAAUAGCACUCUCUGCUUUGUACGGUAUAAAUAG